Entelurus aequoreus (snake pipefish) is the source of this 3995-nucleotide messenger RNA. Its product is annotated as axin-2-like. Gene Ontology annotation, biological process: negative regulation of canonical Wnt signaling pathway. Bases 305 to 2620 code for a protein of 771 amino acids. NCBI's taxonomy places the organism in Eukaryota, Metazoa, Chordata, Actinopteri, Syngnathiformes, Syngnathidae. The record is from RefSeq and is a predicted model, not a curated record. The transcript is spliced from 11 exons.
CUUCAGAUUCAGACACCCCAGAGAGCUGCAGAGGGACUGAGCCUGCCUGCCCAGAAGUCAGUGGUUGAACAGAGCACGACACAUGUGGUUCAGUUUUUUUCUGGACUACUAUCUUAAGAGUGGACGACUGCCAUCCGAUUUUUUUGAAAAUGGAAUAAAAGUUGAAUUGGACAGAACCUGUGAUGUGUGAAAAAGAGCUGAGAAGCUCCCCGCUGCUUUUGGAGAGUGAGGAGGAUUAAGCCGGAGCUCAGCGGAGAGGCACCGAGGCGCUCUCACACGGUCGACCGGAGCCGGAGCCGGAGCCAUGAGCAGGGUGCUGACUGAGCACAUCGGCGGCAGCUUCUGCGAAGAUGCGCCUCGUCCUCCGGUGCCGGGGGAGGAGGGAGAGUCGUCAUGCUACAUCUCCAGCAGGUCUGGAAAAAUGAAAGCUCUUAAGGUGAACGAUAUCCCUGCCACUGCUGCGCUCCCUGGUUCCACACUGCGGAGGAAUGAGGACGGAUUAGGGGAGCCGGAAGGAAGUGCGUCCCCGGACUCGCCGCUUAUCCGGUGGACAAAGUCUUUGCAUUUUCUUCUCGGCGAUCAAGAUGGUGCUCACCUAUUCAGGACCUUUUUGGAGCAGGAUAAUUGUGUGGACACAUUGGACUUUUGGUUUGCCUGCAACGGCUUCAGGCAAAUGGACUUAAAGGAAACCAAAACACUGCGGGUUGCUAAAGUUAUUUUCAAAAGGUACAUUGAGAACAACGGCAUUGUUGCCAAACAGCUCAAACCCGCUACCAAGACCUUCAUAAGGGAUAGCAUUAAAAAGCAACAAAUAGACUCUGCCAUGUUCGACCAGGCACAGACUGAGAUCCAAUCCAACAUGGAAGAGAGCGCUUACCAAAUGUUUCUGACUUCUGACAUAUACCACGAAUAUGUGCGCACCGGCUGCGAGAAUGCGGCUUACAUGAAUAACGGCGCUUUGGGUAACCUCAAGCUUAUGUGUGGAUACCUUCCUCCUCUUAUGGAGGAAGAGGAGUGGGGCUGUCAUGACUUGAAGGCAACAGCUUUGGCUUCGGUUAUCGGACUGUCUGCGACAUCCCUGAGGGCAACUGCCACCAUCCGGACAGCGGCUGAAGUUCUUGAGAACAGUUGCAGGGUGCACCGUCGAGGAGACAAUGCCAGGCCGUAUUUUGUCAACUCUGGCUACAUUCUUGCCCCUGCCACCAGUGCCAAUGAUAGUGAGAUCUCCAGUGAUGCCACCACGGAUGAUUCUCUGUCCAUGACAGACAGUAGUGUAGAUGGAAUACCUCCCUAUAAGCUGAGCUCCAAGAAGAAUAUCCAGCGAGAGAUGAAUCGCAGUGUCAAGAUCAAUGGACAGGUUACACUUCCCCACUUUCCUAGGACACACCGUCUGCCCAAGGAGAUGACCCCUGUUGAGCCCUCCGCAUUUGCUGCCCAACUCAUAGUGCGGCUUGAGAAGCUAAAGCAAGAGCAGGAAAGAAUGAGCUCAUUGGCAGAGAGGCUUCAGCAUAUCCAAGAGGGAGAGGAAAGCAACACCUCCCAUCACGCUCUUCUUCCAUCUGGCAGCCAAUGUGAGGAAGACCCCCAGGCAAUUCUAGAUGACCACCUAUCGCGGGUCCUGAAGACACCUGGCUGCCAGUCACCUAGUGUGGUUCGGCACUCACCACGCUCACAAUCCCCAGAACGGACAAGUGCCUUGUUCUCUUCAGGCCAUGCGUCCUUUGAUGCUUGCCCUGGGACCGCCAAAGUUAUAACGUCUGGGCGGCAGUCCACGAAACUCGCUCAUCACCACUUUAUCCACCAUUAUCAUGCUGGGCCAAAGACCAAGGAGCAGAUUGAGGUUGAAGCAGCUCAGCAUGUGCAAUGCCUCUGCCCUUUAAGAGACAUCAAUUACUCCGACUUCAGUCAUGUCACCCCUACAAAACGACAAGUCAAAUCUUCCACUGAGGGUUGGUCUUCACCAUACCUUCCUCUUGAUGUCACCUACCGAUCUCAGAAUGUUUGGCAGUGGAUUCUGGAGAGUGAAAGGCAGGGCAAACACAAGGCCCACAGCUCCUCUGGACUUAAAAAGCCCAAACCUCUUGAAUCCAAGGUGCUGCCUGGUCGAACUCACUCGUUAUGGGGCGGUGGUGGCAUUGAUUCUGGCAUUUAUCUUCGUGGGCACCACCCUGGCCAUCCGUUUAUACAGGACCCAGCCAUUCCACCUCUACCGCCGCCCAACACCCUAGCACAGCUUGAAGAGGCUUGUCGUAGACUGAAGGAGGUCUCCAAGCCACCAAAACAGAGCCUCAGAGACAGGAGCCAUCCAGUCACUGCCAUCCCGGCUGGAGGUAGCUCUGAAGCCACUUCUGGACUCCAGUCAGACGAGUCAAAGGAACUAUUGAUCACCUACUUCUUCUGUGGUGAGGAGAUUCCUUACCGAAGUGCAAUGAAGAUCCACUGCCUCACCUUGGGACACUUUAAAGAACAGCUUAGCAAGAAAGGCAACUACCGGUACUACUUUAAGAAGGCCAGCAAUGAGUUUGAGUGCGGGGCUGUGUUCGAGGAGGUGUGGGAGGACGCCUCGGUCUUGCCCAUGUACGAGGGAAAGGUCCUGGGAAAGGUUGAGAGGAUCGACUGAAAAAAAAACCCAGACCCUAUCGAAAGCAGAAUCCCGAAAACUUGAGCAAGAGACUUUGUAAAUUACCUUUUUUUUUUAUUUUUUUAAGUAAAUUAUUCAUACUAAGCUAAAAAGAGUUAAUAUAUCUCGCACAACAUGUGACUGAAGGAAUAGAAGCUAAUGAAGACUGCCUAACUGUCCCUUCCUGAUUCUUCUCAACCAGUCAGCCUUAGAAAUACACGAGGGAACGACACGGAGGACUUUAACGGAACAAUUUUGAGGACGACCUAUGCCGCUUUUUGAAUAUCAUCGCUGUUUCGAUGUUGUGUGAUGAGGGACUGCGAUGCAUUGACUCCCGGGUUCAAGUGCUAAGAAGGAACAGGAGGUCUCCACGCAGCAUUUCGGUUUACUUCAUUGUUAGAAAAUGUUUAUACGUGUUUACAUACUUGCAUGUACAGCCGUGGUCAAAAGUUUGCAUACACUUGUAAAGAACAUAAUGUCGUGGCUGUCUUGAGUUUACAAUCAUUUCUACAACUCUUUAUUUUUUUGUCAUAGAGUAAUUGGAGCACAUACUUGUUGGUCACAAAAAACAUUCAUGAAGUUUGGUUCUUUUUAUGAAUUUAUUAUGAGUCUACUGAAAAUGUGACCAAAUCAAAAGUAUACAUACAGCAAUGUUAAUAGUUGGCAAGUUUUACUGCUUCUGGCAAGCUUUUGGUUGAAUUUUUGACCACUCCUCUUGACAAAAUUAGUGCAGUUCAAGUGACAACACAUGGACAAAGAUAAGACCUUCUGGAGGAAAGUUCUGUGGUCAGAUGAAACAAAAAUUGAGGUGUUUGGCCACAAUACCCAGCAAUAUGUUUGGAGGAGAAAAAGUGAGGCUUUUAAUCCCAGGAACACCAUGUCCACCGCAAACCAUGGUGGUGGUAGUAUUAUGCUCUGGGCCUGUUUUGCUGCCAAUGGAACUGGUGCUUUAAAUGGGACAAUGAAAAAGGAGGAUUACCUCCAAAUUCUUCAGGACAACCUAAAAUCAUCAGCCAGGAGGUUGGGUCUUGGGCGCAGUUGGGUGUUCCAACAGGACAAUGACCCCCAAACACACGUCAAAAAUGGUAAAGGAAUAGCUAAAUCAGGCUAGAAUGAAGGUUUUAGAAUGGCCUUCCCAAAGUCCUGACUGGACAAUGCUGAAGAAACAAGUCCAUGUCAGAAAACCAACAAAUUUAGCUGAACUGCACCAAUUUUGUCAAGAGGAGUGGUCAACAAUUCAAGCAGAAGCUUGUGGAUGGCUACCAAAAGUGCCUUAUUGCAGUGAAACUUGCCAAGGGACAUGUAAGCAAAUAUUAACAUUGCUGUAUGUAUACUUUUGACCCAGCAGAUUUGCUCACAUUUUCAGUAGACCCAU